This is a messenger RNA of Pelodiscus sinensis (Chinese soft-shelled turtle), 740 nucleotides long. NCBI's taxonomy places the organism in Eukaryota, Metazoa, Chordata, Testudines, Trionychidae. The record is from RefSeq and is a predicted model, not a curated record.
AGCAACUGCAGAGAGAAAAUGCCCAACUCAAGGAAGAGAAGGAGCAACUCCAAAAAGCAAAUGAAAGCAAAAAAGAGCUUCCAGGAGCAGGGAACUUAGGGAAGAAAAUAAGUGAUAUGCAGAAGGAACUAGAAUGGAGAAGGGCUCGGAACAAUUCAGAUGACAUCACUCUGGAUACAGACACAGCCCACCCCAACCUCUCCAUUGCUGGGGAUAAGAAGAGUUUGAUACAUGAAGCCCAACCUAAAAAAUCUCCACCAAAUCCAGAGAGGUUCGAUGCAACUGUCUGUGUGCUGGGAACUGAAGGAUUCUCUUCUGGGAAGCACUACUGGGAGGUGGAUGUUGAGAAAAGCACUGACUGGGACCUGGGCGUGACCCUCAAAUCCAUAAAGAGAAAAGGAAAACUGUCCUUGUCCCCUAAAGAGGGAUUCUGGGUUCUGGGUCAGAGUGGGAGAGAUUGUUGGGCAAAAACAGAUCCAUGGACCCGGGUCAUAGUGCAGAAAAAGCCCAAGAAAAUUGGAGUUUACCUUAAUUACCAAGAAAGGCAGGUGACCUUUUUCAGUGUAACUGACAUGUCUGUGUUGUUCACAUUUAGCGAUUGUUCAUUCUCAGAAGAGGUUUGUCCAUUCUUUAAAAAUUCUCACAAAGAAACAACAAUGAAAAUUUGUUCAAUUAAAGAGGAAUAAAUGUAACAUUACGAUGGCUGAUUUUGUAUUAAUGUAACUGAAAUCAAGGUUAUA